CUCCCUCCGCUUUAUCCUAAUUUAGUCCGAGGACAGGGGACCCGCUCCCGGCGCGUCAAGGAUACAGUUGUUUCUUUUAAGGCGUUCUGCUGCGUCUUUCGGCUUAAAUAUAUUUUUAACAUUUGCGUUUUCGUCAUCCAAGUGGAAGUUGCGUGGCAUGAAGAUUCGGAGGAAGCUCUGAGUCCUCGGAGUAGAAAAGUGUCCGCCGGUGCCAACAGGGCAGACCGCCUGUGCAGCGGGACAUCACAGGGAGCUGGACGCGGACGGCUCGCUCUUUGCUCCUGUAUGUCGCCUCGGAUAUAACAGCACAGCGGCGAGAUGGAUCUGAAGCUGAUCUUCAUUGCAUUUAUAGGACUCUUUUACUGCUGUAACUCUCAGAAAGAGGGGAACGAGUGCAUCAACAAAAAUGCCAAACACUGUGGAGAGUGCAUCCAGACUGGAGCCAAAUGUGGCUGGUGUACAGACCCGGACUUCCUGAAACAGGGCGAGACCGUGUCAAGCCGGUGUGACGAGCUGCAGUCUCUGAUAAAACGGGGCUGCAACAAGACAUUGAUCGAGAACCCGCUGGGGAAACGGAAGAUUCUCAAGAACAAGCCGGUGACCGAUCGGAGCAAAGCCGGAGGGAACUUGAGACCAGAGGACAUCACUCAGGUCCAGCCCCAAAAAGUCAGCCUCACCCUCCGAUCUGGUGAGCCGCAGUCCUUUGAGCUGAAGUUUAAGCGUGCAGAAGAUUACCCCAUCGACCUGUACUACUUGAUGGACCUGUCCUUCUCCAUGAAGGACGAUCUGGAGAACGUAAAGAACCUGGGGACCAGUCUGAUGUAUGAGAUGUCGAAGAUUACUUCUGACUUCAAGAUAGGAUUUGGCUCCUUUGUGGAGAAGACAGUCAUGCCUUACAUCAGCACCACUCCGGCCAAGCUGCUGAAUCCAUGCACAGGCGACCAGAACUGCACCAGCCCGUUCAGCUACAAGAACGUGCUGCCGCUGACUGACAAAGGCUCCACGUUCAACAGACUGGUGGGGGAGCAGCAGAUCUCGGGGAACCUGGACUCCCCCGAGGGUGGCUUCGACGCCAUCAUGCAAGUGGCCGUGUGUGGGGAACAGAUCGGCUGGAGGAACGUAACCCGCCUACUGGUGUUUUCCACUGACGCCGGAUUCCACUUUGCCGGCGAUGGCAAGCUGGGUGGCAUUGUGCUGCCCAACGACGGGAAAUGCCACUUAGAGAACAACGUCUACACCAUGAGCCACUACUAUGACUACCCCUCAAUCGCUCACCUGGUUCAGAAGCUGAGUGACAACAACAUUCAGACUAUUUUUGCCGUCACAGAAGAGUUCCAGCCCGUUUACCAGGAACUGAAAAAUCUGAUACCAAAGUCUGCAGUAGGCACGCUGUCUGCCAACUCCAGCAACGUCAUCAACCUCAUCAUAGAUGCUUACAAUGCUCUUUCUUCUGAAGUGAUUCUGGAGAACACCAAAGUUUCAAACAACGUGACAAUCGAGUACACGUCUCACUGUAAGAACGGAGUAAUCAAUAAGGGCGAAAAUGGAAGGAAGUGCUCCAAUAUCUCCAUCGGAGAUGAGGUCCAUUUUAACAUCAGCAUCACCUCUAAAGGUUGUCCAAACAAAACCAAUCCUGAGAUUAUCAAGAUAAAGCCCCUGGGAUUCACAGAGGAGGUGGAGAUUAUCCUCCACUUCAUCUGCGAGUGCGACUGCCACAGCGAAGCCAUCAACAACAGCCAGGUCUGCAGCAACGGGAACGGGACGUACGAGUGCGGAGCCUGCAGGUGCAAAGAUGGUCGCGUGGGCCGGGAGUGCGAGUGCAGCAGCAACGAAGUGUCCACGGAGGACAUGGACCGGACCUGCCGCAAGGACAACGGCACCGACAUCUGCAGCAACAACGGGGAAUGCGUGUGCGGCACCUGCGAGUGCAAGCCGAGGGAGAACCCGGAGGAGAGGUACAGCGGGCAGUUCUGCGAGUGUGACAACUUCAACUGCGACCGCUCUGGAAACAAGCUCUGUGGAGGACACGGGCGCUGCGAGUGCAGGAAGUGCAUCUGUGACCCCAUGUGGAACGGAACUGCCUGCGACUGUUCCCUGGACGAGAGCACGUGUUUGGCCAGCAACAAGCAGAUCUGCAACGGCAGGGGACGCUGCGAUUGCGGCAUCUGCAAGUGCGACGACCCCAAAUUCCAGGGCCCGACGUGCGAAACGUGUCCCACCUGUCCUUCAGUCUGCGCUGAACACAAAGAGUGCGUGGAGUGCCGUGCGUUUGGCACUGGGGUGAAGAAAGAAACGUGUCAGAAGGAAUGCAGCGACUUCACCAUGCAUAAAGUGCCGACCAAAGACAAGAUCCCCCAGCCCACCGACAAAUCCUACCCCGUCAUGCACUGCAAGGAGCGGGACGCCAACGACUGCUGGUUCUACUACACGUACGCCGUCACCAACAGCACGGAGAAGGUGGUCUACGUGUUGGAUGAGCCGGACUGCCCCACGGGCCCGGACAUCAUCCCGAUCGUCGCGGGCGUGGUCGCCGGCAUCGUCCUGAUCGGCUUGGCGCUGCUGCUCAUCUGGAAGCUGCUGAUGAUCAUCCACGACAGGAGAGAGUUCGCCAAGUUCGAGAAGGAGAAGAUGAACGCCAAGUGGGAUACGGGUGAAAAUCCAAUCUACAAAAGUGCUGUCACAACUGUGGUCAAUCCGAGAUACGAGGGCAAAUGAUGGCCCCCGGGGCCCUUCCUGAACUCUGACACCAACUCUGCAACAGCCGCAGUCAUACACCAGCCGGUCCGACGGGAGCGAGUGGCGGAAAAAUGUGUGCGUUCGUCUUCGUUGCUUCAUCGUAGCAUUGUAUCACUCGGCCACCGCGUCCUGUUUGUUGUUACUAACACGUACAAUUUAUACCCCAUGUGUAGUAUUCUUGAUGUACAGUAUGCGGUCUCUGUACAUACUUCCAAGCGUCGCGUUUCGUUUUCUGCUGACGGACCGGUCCGAUUCGGAGCCUCCGGAUUUAGAAAGACUUCUCCAGCUCGUGCUUCUUAGCAGUCAAGCCUCCUGUUUUAACGCGUCACUGUUGCUGCACUUCACGUGUCACGUGCGUCUGUGUAUAUUUAGAGAACGACUGCAAUAAGGUAUUCUGAACAAUCUCCAGCAGAAUUCAGUACAAAUCGGACAGAAGGAGCGAAUAAAGUGGUUGUAAAUGUAGUUUUGAAUUUGCGAAUGAUUUUAGUUCUUUGUUGUUGGGGUUUUUUUUUUUUUUUUUUUUGCACUCCUGCAGAUUGCUGACCUAAUAUGAAAGUCAAAACACAAGACAGAUAUGGAGUAUUUCUACUUGUAGUGUUGAGAUGGCUUGCUAUCACAAAGAGAUUGUACACCACUUGUUAAAAACAACGAAGUAACAGCAAUGCUGAAUCAAAAAAAAUUCUGCAGACAUAUUAUGAUGAGAUACAGCUCUGAUGUAAUCAAGUUUUGAUUUCUGCAUUUUUUAUUUUUUUUUUAAUCCUCAGGUCCCACGUGUUUUCUUAUCAAUUUGUUUCUGUGCCAGUUUUGUUAUUAUUCACACUGAAGGAUUGAAGAUGUCGCAUGAGUCACAUCAACAGUGUGCUCACACCCAAAUGCCUCUAAACUACAACACAGGGCCUUUCAAAAAUAUUGCUUUUAAAGUGCCUUUUUUAUUAUUAUUACCAUGUUUUCCCCAGUGCUGUUCACAAGAUAUUUAUUAAAUACCAAAAAAAAAAAUAUUA
Messenger RNA from Xiphophorus maculatus (southern platyfish), 3737 nucleotides. RefSeq names its product integrin subunit beta 1 (gene itgb1a). Gene Ontology annotation, cellular component: cell surface; integrin complex; focal adhesion. The record is from RefSeq and is a predicted model, not a curated record. Gene Ontology annotation, molecular function: integrin binding; fibronectin binding; collagen binding involved in cell-matrix adhesion. Bases 319 to 2715 code for a protein of 798 amino acids. The transcript is spliced from 16 exons. Gene Ontology annotation, biological process: cell migration; integrin-mediated signaling pathway; cell adhesion mediated by integrin. Lineage: Eukaryota; Metazoa; Chordata; Actinopteri; Cyprinodontiformes; Poeciliidae.